Molecule: messenger RNA, 1834 nt
Organism: Cryptomeria japonica (Japanese cedar)
Lineage: Eukaryota; Viridiplantae; Streptophyta; Pinopsida; Cupressales; Cupressaceae
Product: L-type lectin-domain containing receptor kinase IV.1-like
Exons: 3
Coding region: 92-1834 (580 amino acids)
Biological process (GO): protein phosphorylation
Cellular component (GO): plasma membrane
Molecular function (GO): protein kinase activity; carbohydrate binding; ATP binding
Source: RefSeq, a predicted model, not a curated record
UGCUCGUUUUUCUGGAAUCUUCUCCCUAUUACAACACAAACCGCCCACUCAAAAGAAACACUGCUCAGAGAGAUCUAAUUCAAUAGCGAAGAUGCAGAUUCUGAUUCUCUGCCUCUCAAUCAUUCUAACGGCAGCUCAGGGUGUUCACCAGAACACAACUUUCGUCUUCAACCACUUCAACACCACAACCACAAUCAAAUAUGUUGCGGCUGCCUCCAUACAAUCCAACGCAAUCCGCCUCACAAAUCACUCCGAACGCGUCAUUGGCCGUGCCUAUUUGGACAAGGCCAUCCCCAUGAAAAGAAACGGCUCUGUAAUCUCAUUCAGCACAAGCUUUAUAUUUGCCAUUGUCCGACAUGCCCGCUCGGGCUGGGCCGACGGGCUUUGCUUCGUCAUGACGCCCACCACCGCUCUCGACGGUGCUUUCGCCACACAGUACCUGGGCCUCCUCAACAUAUCCAGCGAUGGUAAAGACUACAACCAUCUUUUUGCUGUAGAAUUCGACACAAGUCAGAGCAUUGGCGUAGAUAAUAAGGACGGCAACCAUGUGGGAAUCGAUCUCAACGGCGUCAAAUCGUUGUUGGCUGAACCUGCUGGUUAUUGGGAAGGGAACAGUUUGACGCCCAUUAAUCUGAAGAGCGGGCAUAAUAUAAGGGCCUGGAUCGACUAUGACGGCGCUUCUAAACAGCUGGACAUAAGUCUUGCAGCAAUUGGAGAGGCGAAGCCGCAGAAAGCCCUGGUGUCGAAGAAAGAUUUGGAUUUGGACGGUAUUAUAGAAGAGUACAUGUACGUUGGGUUUUCUGCGUCUACAGGUAGUUCUCCUCUAGUUGAGGACCAUUACAUUCUAGCAUGGAGCUUCACAACUGGUAGUGAUAAGGCUCCAGAUCUAGACAUUUUGAAUCUUCCUUCCUUUUAUGUCAAAAUCCCCAAGUUCCACAAUUCUAAUCCUCCUGAACAAUGUAUUUGCCACUCUGUUUUACCGCAGGGUUUCAGGGACGACAAUCUUCUGGGCUAUGGGGGCUUUGGACAGGUAUACAGGGGCACUCUGCCUUCCGGCGAAGAAAUCGCCGUGAAAUGCAUCACAAAAGAUUUAGCAGAAGGAAUGGAGGAAUUCAUGGCAGAAAUUUCCAGCCUUGGGAGGCUGCAGCACCAGAAUCUGGUGCCCCUCGGGGGUUGGUGCAGAAAAAAUGAGCGCAUCUUCAUCAUCUAUGAUUACAUGUCCAACGGAAGCCUUCAAAGAAAUUUGUACAGUCCAGAAUUGAAUCUUACUUGGCGUCACAGACACAAAAUUCUUACGGAUGUAGCCAGCGGCCUGCUUUACUUACACGAGCAGUGGGAUAAAAAAGUGGUGCACAGGGACAUUAAACCCAGCAAUAUAUUAUUGGACUAUGAUCUGAACGGCCGGGUGGGGGAUUUUGGCUUGGCAAGGUUAUAUGAUCACAGCCAAAGACCCCAAACUACUCAUGUGGUGGGCACUCUGGGGUACAUUGCACCUGAGCUUAUACAUUCUGGUAAGGCUUCUCCUUCAACAGAUGUUUUCAGCUUUGGGGCUCUUAUGCUGGAGGUUGCCUGCGGAAGGAAACCUGUAGAUCCCGAAGGUGUGAUUUUGGUUGAGUGGGUUUGGGAUCUGUAUGCAAAUGAGAGGUUACUGGAUGCUAUUGAUCAGAGGCUUGGGAAGAAUUACGAUAAAGGUGAGGCUGAGAUUGUGCUUGUGGUGGGGCUCAUUUGUUCAAACCCCGAUCCACAGAAGAGGCUUGGUAUGAGGAAAGUGUUGCAGAUACUUUGCGGUGAGGCUGCUUUACCUAUGGGUCUUCAUGUACCUUCAGCUUUUUAA